AGCGGUAGUCUGUAGCUGUCGUACUGGCUCUGACCGAGGGUUUGGCUGCGUUUGCUCAGCACGUCAGCUGCUUCCAGCCCAUCUCUCGCAGUCAGCGGCUCCGUCCCUCCCUCCCUCCAUCUGGCUCCAGGAGCCGCGAUCGUGCCUUGACCGUCAGAAGCCGGCCAUCCUCCUCCUCCAUCCCUGUCUUCGUUUGAUGGUGUGCGGCUCACCUGCAGAGAGCCUCCCAUGCCCUUGAGCAGAGUAGCCAUUAUCUGAUCUGCCUGUCAUUCACCAGCCAGCCUCGCUGCAAGGGCAUCUGGACACCGCUCCUAAUUUGCAGAUCCAUUUUGGAGGUGCUGAUGAUGGAGGGAGGCGCUUAUGGAGCCGGUAAGGCUGGAGGAGCCUUUGACCCCCAGACUUUCAUCCGGCAACCUCACACUGUCUUAAGGAUGGUGUCUUGGGUCUUUUCCAUUGUGGUCUUUGGGUGCAUAAUUAAUGAGGGAUACAUUAAUAAGGCGAGCGAGGAGGAGGAGCACUGCAUUUUCAACCAAAACCAAAGUGCCUGCAACUAUGGUGUGACAGUAGGGGUGCUGGCCUUCCUCACCAGCAUUCUGUACCUGGCAGUAGAUGUCCACUUUCCACAGAUUAGCAGUGUCAAAGACCGCAAAAAAACUGUAAUAUCUGACAUCGCUGUGUCUGGUCUCUGGUCGUUUUUUUGGUUUGUUGGCUUCUGCUUUUUGGCCAACCAAUGGCAAGUGUCUGAACCAGAGGACAAUCCAAUGAAUGAAGGAGCAGAUGCUGCCCGCGCAGCCAUAGCGUUCUCGUUCUUCUCCAUCUUUACUUGGGCGGGACAAGGUGUGCUGGCCUACCAACGCUAUCGUCUGGGCUCUGACUCCGCAUUGUUCUCUCAGGACUACAUGGACCCAAGCCAAGAUCAGGGGCCUCCUUAUCCCCCCUAUGCCAGCAAUGACGACUUAGAUCCUUCUGCUGGCUACCAGCAGCCUCCCGCAGAUGCCUAUGAUGCGGGCACACAGGGCUACCAGGCCCAGGAUUACUAAAGCACCUCCUUCAAUAAACUUUCAUUACCUGAUAGGCUAGCAACUCCUCAGUUUGCAAUUUGUUGCUGCCUUUCUGUAAGUGAAAGAUGUAAAAGAUUAUGUCCUUAUUUUUUAUGACCAGAUCCAGGGAAGGAUCUCUUCUUAUUUUUAUGUUGGUUUAUAAAUACAGGUUUAGGGUUAUUUUUUCUUAUUGUUUGUCUUUAGCUAUGUGCAAUUUUGCCAGGUUUACUCCAUAUCAUUCCUUGAGUCUGUAUUUCGGAAAUGGAGAACAAUUAUUUCCAAACCUUAUUGAAUUCUACUGUAAAUAAUAUCCUGCAGUUACUGGAGUGAUCAUGUGAGAUGUCCACCAGCUAUAUUGGAAGUUUUAAACAUUCCCAGGUUUAUAGAAAUAUCUAGAAUAGAGAACAUUAAAGGGAUUCUUUAGGAUUAAAUGAAAUUCACUGGAAAAAUACUGUAAUUUACAAACGCAGCGUCUGUCACACUAUUAUCCGUUUUGUUUUUUUAUUUCACUGUCCAACAGUUUUAGAUAAUAACACGUUGUGUCUUGGUCAUUAUUGUCUUUACAUAAUCUGCAGUCCACUAAUAAUCAAGGACCGGGAUAAGAAGAAAAAAUUUGGGGAGGGGGGAAAAAAACUAAAUCCUAGGGCAGAGAGGACAUAAAAUUUGGCAGCACUUCUGCCUGGUAAAACCUGGUAGUGAGUAUAAAGCGGUGCAGUUUACAUGCUUAUUUACAUCUGCAAUAAACAUCUAGCAAAAUUUCCUAAUCCUAAAAAACCCUUUUUAAUCACAACAAAGCGUUCACUUUAUGCAAUUUGUAAUUUAUGUAUUUUUAUUUUUAUUUUUUUGAGAAAGUAUUGAAAUAAUAAGACCAAGACUAAGUGUGUUUUCACUGUGUUUGUGACUAAAAGUGAAGGGAAUUUUCCGAGAUUUAUUUAUAAUUUUUUUUGGAUGACCUAUUUUCUGGAUAGGUCAGUAUCUGAUUGAUGGGGGUCUGACACCUGGGAACCCCGCCGAU
Messenger RNA from Bufo bufo (common toad), 2055 nucleotides. It is a transcript of the gene SYNGR1, whose product is annotated as synaptogyrin 1. NCBI's taxonomy places the organism in Eukaryota, Metazoa, Chordata, Amphibia, Anura, Bufonidae. Gene Ontology annotation, cellular component: neuromuscular junction; synaptic vesicle membrane. The transcript is spliced from 4 exons. Bases 342 to 1040 code for a protein of 232 amino acids. The record is from RefSeq and is a predicted model, not a curated record.